AUUCUGCCUGGCAGGUCUAUAGUUGAUUCAUCACAACAUAAUCUGGUCUCUUUGGUCUUUGGUUCUCUGCAGAAGUCUUUGGAGUUUGAAGACCUGGGUCCAAAGAGAAUAGCUGUCCUGGAGAAGGAGGCGGAGGAGUGGAGGAGGAAAGCUGAAGAUGCGGUCGCUUCCAUUCAGGACAUCACCGUCACCUACUUUGCACAGACUUCAAAGGCUCUAGCAGGUAUGUUGAAACAAAUGGAGGUGGAUCGGUGCCGCUUCGGUGCGGCCGCCUGGAAGGCUGCAGUUCCUCGACUGGAGAAACUCCGCUUCCUGCUGGCCAAAGAAACACUGCAGCACAUGAGAGCAGCAGAGAUGUGUCUCAACCGAAAGAAAGGCCGUAUCAGAGAGAAGCUCAGAGGCCUGUCCGGAGUCCAGAACCAGACGCAAGACCAGGAACACAUGACCAGCGUGGACCAGUUGGAGCUGCAGUUCUACGAAACCCAGCUGGAACUGUACGACACCAAGUUUGACAUUUUAAAGAAUGAGGAGCAGCUGCUGGUGGCUCAGAUAGAGACGGUGCGACGACAGAUUAAAGAACUGAAGGAGGAGGUGGUCUACUAUGAUGUUUGUGAAGACCAGGAGGAGCUGCAGAGCAUGGUCCACACAGGCCCGCAGCACGGAGACUCUGCAGCCGUCCAUCAGCACAGAAGACACCUGCACUCCUUAGAAGCUAAGAGAGGCGCCAUCUGUGCUCGAAGAGCUUAUCUACGCAGCAAAAAGGAUCAGUGCAUGGAAGCAAGAGAGCAGAAGACACAGGCAGCCAAGCAGAUGACUGACGUCUACACCCAACACCAUCAGGUUCACCUGAAACGGGAGCAAAAGAAAGAAGAGGAUCAGAGGAGAAAGGAGUGGGUGGACCAGGAGCGAGAGAGGACUCUGAACAGAUUAAGAUCUUUCAGACAGAAACGUCAGGGUCAGUACAACCUUAAAGCUCCUUGUUCGUGGUCGUCACCAUCAGAAGUCCCCGACUCGUCACAGCCACUGUCCAUCAUCAGCCUGGGACCGUCUCUGUCCGGGCUGGACGUCCCUCCUCUGUCUGUCUGUUCUGAACCCAGACGCAAAAAAACACCCAAGAAACCUCGGGUUAAAGAUGUCACCGUUCAGAUCUUCUGUGCUGCUCCCACUGCGCCUCCUCCUCCUCCUCCACCACCGCCUCUUCCUCCUCCUCCUCCUCCACCACCACCACCACCGCUGCUGCUCCCUCCUGUCCUCGACUCCUCUGAGGACACACCCAAGGCUCUGAGUGACAAACAGGAGACUCCUUUUCCAGCCAGGAACACGCUCAAACAGAACAUAGGAACAAUGGAUGAAGUGCUGGCUUCACUGCAGAGAGGACAGCUCCAGCUACGAAAGGCCCCCACUCACAAGACAGCGCCACCUGCUGAGGAUGCAAGAAGCAACCUGAUGUCUGCCAUUCGACAGGGCGUCAUUCUGAAGAAGGUGGUUCCCGGUCCACCUGAGAGCCAGAGCAGUGGAGACAACGAGCUGGAACGAAGCAUCAAAGCCGCCAUGAUGAGGAUGAAGAAGGUGUCCGCAGACUCCGACGAGGAAGACGAGGACACGCAGGGCACAGAGUGGGACAUCUGAGAGGAGACGGUUUACUGCUGCUGCUGCUGCUGCUGCUGCUGCUGCGUCUUUAUUUUAUAUUUUCUGCCAAAUUAGAGACAAAAUCUAAAAACACAGGUUUUAGUUUCCCUCUGACUGAAAACCAGACUCUUACCAACAAUCACGUUUCACAGCCGUGAGAAGUUGAAGUGAGAGAAAACCAGACGAGUGUGUCAUAAAUGAAGACGUUUUUUAUUAUUAUUAUUAUUAUUAGUCGACUUUACCAGAUCAUCUGUUCUGCUGUCCCUCCCUCCAGUUUUAUUGACAACGUUCAACAACACAGAGUCGACAGGUUUCAUUUUUAUCAGCAAUCUUCUUUUGACGACCCACACCCCCACAAAUUGAAAUACCAUUGAGAACCUGAUAACAUGUAUAUUUUUAUCUGUACAAACCACUGUAUGAGUUGCUGCCACCUAGUGACUGGAGGCUUGUUAUUAUUCAAGCAUUAACAGCAGUGGUACACUUAUGAUCAGCGUGCCAUAUUCCAUUGGAAGCGAGUUGACUCAUCCCACGAGUCAGCGAGUUGUUUCCCAAAGACAGGGUCGCAACCCUCAGGUGGGACGCAAGAGAUUUUUUUUGGGGGGUCGUCUCGCAUCAUGUUUCCCAGGAGUUUAUGAAUAAUGUCUAUUGACUUGGGUCGUGAAUGUUUGUGACUUUUAAAAUAUGGGUCCCCAGAAAAAAAGUUUGGGAAACACUGCGUUAGCGUAUUGAGAGCUGGGGGUUUUUAACCGCUCGAUUUACCGUAGGACAAAUCCUACGGUAAAUCUCGCUCCUGUCUUUGUCCUUGAUGUUAAAAUACUGCACAUAUUUAAAUGAGGACGACCCAAAGUAAAGAAACACACAGCACUGCAGCUGUGUUCAAGUACCAGUAGUAUCCCUCGAUUAAAACCUGGAUUUACAUCAAUUUUUUUAUUGUAGAAGAACUUGAAUGUUUGACAUAAAGUACAUCAACUGCAGUAGCUGCCCUGAAAUUUUAUUUAUUUAUUUUUUUAGAAAUCCCAAACUGAAUGUUUUGAUGCACUGCCUGUGGAAGGAGAAAAAGUAGCUGAAGUCGUGUCUGCAGAGCUCUGAGUCUGGGAAGGUAAAAAAAAAAAAAAAACCCCAUGUACUUCACAUCAGACGACACACACCUGCACUGACACGACGACGCAGCCGUCUGAGUCUCAGCUCUGCUGCGUUUAAAUACACCUGGUUUUCUCCAUCAAGGGCUGUGUCACACUGAGUGUGUGUGUGUGUGUGAGUGUGUGUGUGUGAAGAGUGGAUUUACUGCUGUUAUUUGUCUACACCGACCUGUUGUCACGUGAUGUGGUGUUUUUAAGGCUUUCUCUCUCACUAUUGUUGUUCAUGUACCACUGUAUGUCCACGUGUCUUAUCUUUAGUCCACCAUGUUUCUGUAACCGUUAACCCUUUCAACAAACCUUAUGAUCUAAUUGCCUUAAAGUGUAACACGUUACUGUGGUUGAUUGUCAUCGUCAGUUGAUCCAGUUGGUAAUUACUCUGAGAAUCUGUUCAUACACAGUACUGUGCAAACUUACUGCGCAGUACUGCGAACUGCUGUAGAGUUCAACACUUGUCAGUUGUUUUUCUUUGUCGAUUUACAGAAGACCACGUACACUAAUAAAAAGACGCAUUUAAAUAAAA
Molecule: messenger RNA, 3288 nt
Organism: Cynoglossus semilaevis (tongue sole)
Lineage: Eukaryota; Metazoa; Chordata; Actinopteri; Pleuronectiformes; Cynoglossidae
Gene: whamm
Product: WASP homolog associated with actin, golgi membranes and microtubules
Exons: 9
Biological process (GO): Arp2/3 complex-mediated actin nucleation; endoplasmic reticulum to Golgi vesicle-mediated transport
Cellular component (GO): endoplasmic reticulum-Golgi intermediate compartment membrane; cytoplasm
Molecular function (GO): Arp2/3 complex binding; actin binding
Source: RefSeq, a predicted model, not a curated record